Salvia splendens (bonfire salvia) is the source of this 1809-nucleotide messenger RNA. RefSeq lists its product as uncharacterized. NCBI's taxonomy places the organism in Eukaryota, Viridiplantae, Streptophyta, Magnoliopsida, Lamiales, Lamiaceae. The coding region runs from base 1 to 1809 and encodes 602 amino acids. The transcript has a single exon. The record is from RefSeq and is a predicted model, not a curated record.
AUGGCCACUGGAUCCAGGGAAAACAGAGGGAUGCUCCAUGGAGAGAUCAUCCAAAUUUCAGAGCCAAAGACAACGCCUCAACCAUCUAUUCAGCAGACAGAACCCUCCGAAGGCCAGCCCAAUUGGCCUGCUCGAAUUCAAGAAAGACCAAACACCGGAGGAAACAAAGGGCAAGGUGGUCAAGGCAACUGGUCAGGCGGACCCCAUGGUAACUGGUCCAGCGGAGGUCAGCCCAACUGGACAGGCAGACAACAGGAAGGGAAUUGGGGAUACAGACAUCAAGGCCACCAGUCAAGGAACUCCGGGAGACAACCGAACAAUCAGGUGGUGAGCUACAUUCCGCCGCAUCAAAGAGGGAACCAACAGCACCAAGGAAACCAACCAUACCAUCAGCCCCAGUAUCAAUCUGAUCAUUAUGGGCCGUCAGACUACCCUCAGCCCAGCCACGGUGGAGGAUCUUUAAAUCAGAGAUACAACAGGCAGGCGAAUGAAGGUCCAGGAGAGGCUAUAGUUCCGCACCAUCAGAAUGAUGCAAUGCGUGAAAUCCAGGAGGCGCAAAAAGAGCAAAGGGCAGCUCUGGAUAUGCUUACAAAGCAACUCUCUCAAGUUGCCAUGUCACUGGGGGAGCUGAGAGGGAAUGAAGGAAAGAUCCCAGCCACGGUGCAGCCCACUGGGCGGGAGAACAUCAGCGUAGUCUCCCUGAGGUCAGGGAAGGUGUAUCAAAGCCCCACUCCACCUGCAAGUUCCCCAGUAUCUACAUCUGGACAGGGCCGCGAAGAAGAAGCAGAGUCCAACUUCUAUGAUCAAGCCGCUGGAGGAAGAGAUAAGGGAAAAGGGAAGGUAUGCGGCGAGACCUUAGGAGGAGGUCAAGGCGAUGGAACUGGGAAGACCAAGCCCUACCCCUACCGCGGGAUGAUUACAAGGAAGAGGGAUGCAACGAUUGAUGUGGCCAGCUUAUUCAAGGACGUGGAAGUCAAAGUGCCACUCCUAACGUCGUUGAAGAUGCCCCCUAUCAGCAAAUUUGUUAAAGACUACCUGGCGGGAAAGGUCAAUGAAGAAGGAAGAAUAAUUACAGAGGAGAAUGUCUCUGCAGUGAUCCAGCGGAGUGACCUCCCAUCAAAGAAGACCGACCCAUGGAUGUUCACACUCCCAAUCUCGAUUGGAGGCAUUCAAGUGGAGCAUGCAAUGUGCGAUCUCGGGGCGUCUAUCAAUGUAUUGUCAUAUUCCAUAUACAAGAAGCUGGGAGAGGCUAAGCUCGUCGACACCGACGUCAUGAUACAGCUAGCCGACAGGUCUUGCAUUCACCCCGAGGGAAUUCUCGAAGAUGUGAUAGUUAAGGUGAACAAUUUCCUGUACCCAGCUGACUUCUUCGUCAUCAAAAUGACAGAGCCAGCAGCGAAGGAGUCUAGUAGAGUCUUAUUGGGAAAGCCGUUCAUGUCCACAGCCAGCACUAUAAUUGACGUCUGCAAUGAGAAGAUCAGUUUGGACUUCAAAGGAGAGCAAUUCGCUUUCAACAUUGAUGAAGCAAUGAAAAGGCCGACGGACAGUGAAAAGGUGUACUCGGUGGACGUGACCGAGCCUCUAGUGCAAGAGUAUCUCGAAGAGGAGUUCCUACAGAGGCAAUUCACCGACUCCGCAGCAGACGAAGAGGUUGAGAUGGAAAUUGCUGACUGGUACGAGGCUAUGAAAGUUGGUGAGAUAGAUGAUCAAGCCAUCGCGAAAGUGGUGAUGGAUUUGUGCGAGCAACCGCGGCCAGCUGGGUCAAGCGGGAUCGCUCAAUUGUCAAGCCUCGAGAAGCUGCCUACUUAA